This is a messenger RNA of Brassica oleracea var. oleracea, 477 nucleotides long. Its product is annotated as agamous-like MADS-box protein AGL27. The annotation marks the transcript as partial. Gene Ontology annotation, biological process: regulation of DNA-templated transcription. Lineage: Eukaryota; Viridiplantae; Streptophyta; Magnoliopsida; Brassicales; Brassicaceae. The record is from RefSeq and is a predicted model, not a curated record. The transcript is spliced from 4 exons. Gene Ontology annotation, cellular component: nucleus. Gene Ontology annotation, molecular function: DNA-binding transcription factor activity.
AUUUAUGUCUAUAUAGAAACUAGUUAUAAGUAGUAUUAAUGAUACAAACUUAAGUCACUCAUAUACAAUAUCUAUGUAUAAUAGCAUUCUCUUUCCGUUUCAUUCUCUCUAUAAAGGCCGCUAUUGGUGCUCUUUCUAACUCGUAAUUUAAAAAAAAAAGGUUCAUGAAUUGGCUCUUGUACGUAUUUUUGUUUUGUUCUUGAUAUCUCCAGCAUGACCAACAUCAUCGAUCGUUAUGGCAUACAACAUGCUUGUGAACUUAGAAGCUUGGAUCUUGCAGAAAAAACUCGGAGUUAUCUUCCACACAAUGAGUUACUCGAAUCAGUCAAAAGCAAUCUUGAAGAAUCAAAUGUCGACAACGUAAGUGUAGAUUCUCUAAUUUCUCUGGAGGACCAGCUCGAAACUGCUCUAUCUGCAACUAGAGCUAGGAAGACAGAACUAACGAUGGAGUUUGUGAAGAUGCUUCAAGAAAAGGUU